CCUGGAGAGGAGUCUGUGCUAAUGUACUUCAGGGGAAUCCAGUCCUUCAAAAGAGCCUCCCUGGCUGGAUUUGUCCAUCUAGUCUUUAAUGUCUGUCUUUUGGCUAAAAAUAACUCAACCUCCCAUCUGCUGCCCCACUGGGCCUAUUAGCCUGGCAAAUGAAAAAAAAUAUGGAAAAGAGUUUAUAAACAUGUUAUUGAAUAGCUUUGUGGUGCUAUACGCAUUUAGGGUGUGAAAUACAUCAUUGACAUCCUGGGUCCAGACUUGCUUUUGCUGCCUGCUGCAGUCAGGAUGAUGUUAGAGGCUGGGUAUGGGAAUAGGUUGCUGAGUUGGGCAUGGAAACAGACCUGGUGAUGAUGGCUUCAGGGUGACAGGGUGCAUCUUCAAAGGCACAGACCGUGCAGAGCUGAUGUGACAGGUAUCUGAGGGAAACUGAGGCAAGACUGAGGCAUGAGAGAUUAGUUCAUUAUGUGGAUGUAUCAGGGCAGGCUAAAUCAUAAACCUAGUGCCAGCAAGCCUUUAGGCUGCUUCCUUUCAGAAAUAAGGAAAAGAGACUCUGCAUUCAGCCCAUGGGGUAAGGCUGGUUGUGGCUCUUGUCCUAAGAACCUCAGCCACAAGGGGUGAUACCAAGCCCCAGGGUUACCCCUGUUCGCUGCCAGAGGCAGAGCUGAAGCCUUGGUUUUCCUGUUUCUCACAUUUGUCACCUGUGUGCCUUGUGGGCAUUAGGCAACCAGGAGUUUGCAUUUGUACCAGGUCUGUGUCCUCGUGCAGUACCGUCUACAGCUGGGUUGCAAAUUACUCUCUCAAGAGAGCACCGUUUACCUUUGGCACCCUGCGUAUUUCAGACUGAAGGGUCAGCAACAUGGAAAUGACAUGGAUAAGUAAGUGCAUGACCACCUCUAAUGACCUCAGGUCAUUACACCCAGCUACAGAAUGGAAUAUGGAUAAUAUUUGGAAAAUGGGAAUUUGGAGAUCAGAUAUGUGAUAAAGGCAGUGUUGGUCCUACACAUUUUCUGGUCUCUCAGAGAGGUUUGCACAGUGAUGGGCAGCUGGCCAAUGACUCCAGUGGGCCACUGUGUGGGAAAAAGGAUUUGAGGGUAGGAACCGUAUGUAGUCAGUGCUUUAGGGUCUGGUGCAGUGUUUGAGUCUGACCACUGCUGUAUUCCAGAGAGCAGCAGCAGAGCACCAGUCAUUUGCUGCAAGGUUAAUAGCUGGACUUGAUGAUCUUAAAGGGUCUUUUCCAAUCUAAAUGAUUCUAUGAUUCUAUGAACAAAAAUUUAUAUGUUACUUUACCUGUUGUAAAAUUGCCAAUCCAAUUAGUGUGUUACAAUCAGAACAGGAUGCUCAAACCCAUACAGUUCUCAGAUAUUUUUAUGCAAAGAGAAUUCAGGAUUCCUGUCCCGGUAAAAGCCCCUGCUUUGCCCUGCAUUAAGAUUUGGUUUGUUUUAUAAGAAAGAAGAUUCUAAUGGCCUUGUAGUUGUAUUUGUGGGUUUUGUAGUGGUUAGGUAGUUCUCAGAAGAGGAUACUGGAAAGCAAGAGAGUUGCUGAUGUCAUUUUUAUUUACCACCACUACGCAAAAAAAAAAGGCUGCUGGUGGCCCUAUAUAAGGUGCACCUCACCUCCUGCAGAGCACAUCAAGAAUCACUGCAAAGGUAAGGCUUGCAGCCUUCGUGCCUCUCUCACUUUGCCUUGCCCAAUCUCCCUGAUGCUAACACUGCUCUCUCUCAUCAGUGCUGAGCACUGUAGCUGAAACCUGCUGCGACGGAGGACUUUGGAUUGUGAGACAUGGCCUCCCUGCAGACCUUGACCAAGAGCUUCUUAGGAUGGGUCUUCUGCUGCUGCUGUUGCUUUCUCCCUCUUCUACUCACCAGCCCUCUGCCUCCAAAAGGGGCAGGGGUGGCUUCUACCGCCCAUCAUACCUGCAGGCUCAGGAAGCUCAACUUUCAGCCCUACAUCAGGAAUCGCACCUACACCUUGGCUAAAAUGGCCAGGGCCUCAGACGAGGACACGGACAACAGGCUCAUUGGGCAGCAGCUCUAUGUUAACAUCAGGGAAAACAACCGCUGCUACAUGAUGAAGAGGAUUGUGGAGAUUGUAGUGAAAGAUGUUCUCCUCACCAAGGUCAAGGACCAGUACCCGUACACUGCAGAGGUGGUGCAGUUCUUUGCAUCCUUGACCUCGGAGCUGAGCAGAUGUAAAUUCUCAGGACACAGAGAGCACAUUGAAAAGAACCUGGAAGAAAUGAAGACCAAACUGAAAGAGUUGGGAGAGAAUGGGAAGACUAAAGCCGUCGGAGAACUGGAUUUACUGUUUGACUACAUAGAAAAUGCCUGUACCAGUAUCCCAAAGAAGGGAGAGAACAAGAAGAAACACUGAAAGAAUUUCAGGUCUUCAGAUCAGUCUUUAAGAAAUGUCUCCGAAAACCUCUUGCUAUAAUACUACGGACACACUUUCUUUCCCCUAAUUCCCCUCAAUGCAGUAAUUUUUUACCCAUGCCAAUAACAGC
Neopsephotus bourkii (Bourke's parrot) is the source of this 2506-nucleotide messenger RNA. It is a transcript of the gene IL22, whose product is annotated as interleukin 22. Bases 1786 to 2376 code for a protein of 196 amino acids. NCBI's taxonomy places the organism in Eukaryota, Metazoa, Chordata, Aves, Psittaciformes, Psittacidae. The transcript is spliced from 5 exons. The record is from RefSeq and is a predicted model, not a curated record. Gene Ontology annotation, cellular component: extracellular region.